AUGUUCGUAAAUACUCUUGUCGAAGGAAAAAUCCCAGUAAAAGUGUUAAUUGAUACAACAUCUAAAUAUAAUACUAUUAGCAAACACUUAUUCGAUAAGCUUGAAUCUGAUCAUGGAUUAGAAGGUAUAGUUGGUGAUGAUCUGAUAGGCAAAGAAAUAAAAGGUUUAGAUUUACAGUUUCACAUUAAAAGAAAGUGGCAGAGUUUAGAUGAUACUGAACUAAUAGACUUUCAAAUUUACAAAAAUCCAUCAUUCGAUCUGUUAUUCGAUGAAGAUUUUAACAAAGCCAGCUCUACUAAAAAUAAUUUAUCUAAAUCAACGGAAUCUAAACCUGGUCUAGCUCAAGAGGAGAGUAAGAAUAAUGUCAAAUAUUCCACAGAUGCUUCUUCUAAUUCAGACACUUCAGAGAGCGAUUCAAGUAAUUCUUCCACAUCUAGUUCAGAAAUAGAAGUUACACAUGCGCAUAAGACUAGAGCAGUAAAGAAAUGCCCUAUUCUAAAGCGUAAAAUAUCUUCGAUCAAUGUUUCAGAAAUUGCACCAUUUUUGGCCUUUGUGUUAAUAAUGAUGUUCGCUGAGAAAAUUCCUGUCCAUCUGAUUUUCGUUGCCAUGUGCUCUGUUACAUAUGUCGUCAGACAGCAACUUACUGCAGAACUCGACGCAUGUAUGAAAAGAUUAACCACGGAUCUUACAUCACGAGAAGCCACAAUUGUGGUUGAGGGACAGAGAAUCCUGACAAUAGUAAAUACUGUGAUUGAAACUAUUAAUGAAAUCACCACCAAUUAUGAAUCCCUUCGUGACCAGUUGGACCAAAUAACUGAGACGGGUUCUGUGGCACCAUUAAUAUCUGAACAAUUUGCUGGCCCAUCCGUAUCUACAUCCAAAUUUUCUCAAAGAUCUUCUGGUUCUUCUCUGGGUUCUUCUAGUGGCUCAAGUCAAUUAUCUUUUUCCGAUAUUACCUCAACAACAAGAAACCACUUUAAAAUUCUUUUUGAUAAGAUUAUGAUAGACAAUAAUUAUUCUUUAGACGAUAUGUGUAAUAUGGUGUCUGUUGAGAUUCAUAGUCUCGGGAUAGGAAAGAUUGGUAAGGAAACUAUAAAAAAUUUUUAUUAUAAUAAUGGUGAUUUUAGAGGUAGUACUUUAAAUAAAAUAGGUGCUUGGAUCGAUAGCAAAAAUAAUUUUAACUUAGCUAAUAAUACGGAGUAG
Molecule: messenger RNA, 1203 nt
Organism: Dentiscutata heterogama
Lineage: Eukaryota; Fungi; Glomeromycota; Glomeromycetes; Diversisporales; Gigasporaceae
Source: the annotation of a GenBank genome assembly